Messenger RNA from Ceratina calcarata, 1308 nucleotides. Its product is annotated as odorant receptor 9a-like. Gene Ontology annotation, cellular component: plasma membrane. The transcript has 5 exons. Gene Ontology annotation, molecular function: olfactory receptor activity; odorant binding. The record is from RefSeq and is a predicted model, not a curated record. Bases 9 to 1265 code for a protein of 418 amino acids. Gene Ontology annotation, biological process: detection of chemical stimulus involved in sensory perception of smell; sensory perception of smell. Lineage: Eukaryota; Metazoa; Arthropoda; Insecta; Hymenoptera; Apidae.
UCGUCGCGAUGCGAAAGGGUUUUAUUUUCGAACACGCGCUCGGUUCCGUACGAAAGGAAAACAUGAAGGGAUCACCUGUGACUUCGAUCGAUUAUUACCUGCUACCGAACAAGAUAUUUUGUGGCGCAGGCGGCAUGUGGCCUAUCGACGAGAAAAGUUGGACGUUUACCAAAGUGUUCGCGUACUUCCGCUUGAUAUACGGGUUAGUAGCAGUUUCUAGCUUUGUCAUACCGGAGAUCAUGCUAAUAGCAUUGAAUUGGGGCGACAUCAAGAUUCUAGCAGAAGUAGGCUCGGUUCUAACGGCAUUGGGGCAAUGCCUGUUUAAAAUGGUGUAUCUGAUAAUAAGAAGAGAGAGAACGGGCAGACUCUAUAAUGAAAUACGAAGCUUAUGGCAUUCUUCCGACGACGUUGAAGAGAGGCAGUCUUACGAGAAGCUAGCCUACUGGGCAAGAAUUUGUACGAUCGUUUCCUUCACGUCCUGCAUGGGCACCGCGUCCUCCUUCGUAAUCAGUUCAGCAAUGAAAUCGUUCAAAGGUGGACACAGUAACAGCAGUCGAAGCCGAGAAUUACCUUACGAAGUCUGGUACGGAGUAGACGUUUCGACAUCUCCAAAUUUCGAGAUCGCUUUCGCCUGGCAAUUUUUUGCUGCCUGCGUUACCGGUAGCGUACUUACUGGCUUAGACACUUCGUUCAUGACCACAAUUUUACACGUGGCUGGUCAAUUUCGAUUGAUCAGUACGUGGCUCAACAAUAUCGGGAUCGAAAUAAAUGACGGGAGUAAUGAUCCGACGAAAUUAAGAGCGGAUUUGAUCAAAUGCAUUCGACAUCAUCAACGAAUCACCAAUGUGGUAGACGAUGUGAAUAAUUUGUUGACACCCAUCAUUUUCGUGCAAAUCCUUACGAGCGGGAUAGAAAUUUGUUUGAUCGGUCUCGCGUUUGUCGGAGAUGGGACAGGGAACGCCAGCGCAAUAAGAUUUAUGUCUUUUAUAAUAGCAGUGGCGGCGCAACUUUUGAUGUUGUGCUGGCCCGGUGAGAUCCUCAUUGAAGGGAGUCAAGAGAUAUCUCACGUAGUGUAUUUCGAUGUGCCUUUGUACUAUUUACCGCCCUUGUAUCAGAGGGAACUUUGCCUUGUGAUAGUUAGAGCGCAACGAUAUUGCAGUAUCACGGCAUUAACGUUUGAAACGUUAUCUCUUCACACGUUAACGAUUAUAUUGAAGACAGCGGUGUCGUACUUCACGUUCUUGCGGCAGAUUCAAGAGAAUUAAAAACGAUGCGAGUGCAAUGCAUGACCCUGCUCACAUGGAAAAC